UUCGCUAUUGGUGUAUUGUGUAUACAUUAUAAGAAAAUUAUAAAGUAAUAUUAAUAUUUCUCUAUGAUUUUGAGUACUAUUCAGUAAUAUUAUAUCUUAAAACCUAUUUCUCAAACUUUUAAUUAUACAACUACUUUUUGCUGUUGGACUUAUAGUACUUCAAUAGCUCAGUGAAAAUUAAAUUACAGAAUAAAUAUUAUUCGAAGCGAGCAGUAUAAUUUUAAACCGAAUUAAACGAAAAUAUUUCGAAAUGAAUGUUCUAUUACAGGGGAUGAAAAAUUUAGUUCUAAAUAAACCAUUGGGAGAGACGACUAGAUGUAUGGCAUCGCUUUAUCAAAUGCACAAGACUGGUCCUCAUAAAAAACCAAUGUUCAAACGUAAUCCACUGGGCGAUAAUCCGUUUUUAAAAGGUGUUGUACUGAAAACACUUAUAAGAAAACCAAAGAAACCAAAUUCGGCCAAUCGAAAGUGUGUCUUAGUACGAUUAAGCAAUGGCAAGGAAAUGAUAGCUUAUAUACCGGGUGAAGGACACAAUCUUCAAGAACACAACGUUGUAUUAGUGCGUAACGGGCGAUGUAAAGAUUUGCCUGGUGUAAAAAUAACAUGUGUUAGAGGAAAAUUUGAUUUACCACAUGUUGUAAAAAAAACACAGACAAAUUCUUAGCUCAAUAGUAAUAUAGAUCAUUAUCAAUUUGUUUUGUAUAUUAGUCAUUAAUAAAAUUAAAAUGUAAUAUAA
Aphis gossypii (cotton aphid) is the source of this 736-nucleotide messenger RNA. RefSeq names its product 40S ribosomal protein S12, mitochondrial. Gene Ontology annotation, biological process: translation. Gene Ontology annotation, cellular component: small ribosomal subunit; ribosome. The transcript is spliced from 2 exons. Gene Ontology annotation, molecular function: structural constituent of ribosome. The coding region runs from base 251 to 664 and encodes 137 amino acids. The record is from RefSeq and is a predicted model, not a curated record. Lineage: Eukaryota; Metazoa; Arthropoda; Insecta; Hemiptera; Aphididae.